Fusarium subglutinans is the source of this 684-nucleotide messenger RNA. RefSeq lists its product as uncharacterized. The record is from RefSeq and is a predicted model, not a curated record. NCBI's taxonomy places the organism in Eukaryota, Fungi, Ascomycota, Sordariomycetes, Hypocreales, Nectriaceae. The transcript is spliced from 2 exons. Bases 1 to 684 code for a protein of 227 amino acids.
AUGAGUAGAUUCACGAAAUCUGACCCUAGUAAGGGGAUUACCAGAGGAUUCAGCGAUGAUGUUGUGACGUCCAAGCCAGAAGAACCCCUUGGCCGGGCACUGGGAGCCAAGGCGGCGUUUGACAGGAAUCGAGAAAGACAGCGCCUGUUGCGAGAUGAAUGGGCACGGCUUCUGUUGGAGGGGCGGGAAGUGGCGAGUGUUUAUGUUCCAGACGAAGAAGUCGUUCUCUUCGAACAGAGUCGAAGGCUGCAUUCGACAUGGGACAAAUUCCGACGUGACCUCCCUCAGGACUAUCUCUUCGCAACGGUCACCAAGGCCUCAGGAACAUGGAAGUUGGAUCGUCAUGAAAGCAAGUUACGCAAGCUCAAAUCCAAAUUUCACAACAUUUGUCAGAGUUGCCACGAUUACAGCUCGCUGCUUGCCAUCAUUCCCAAAGACGACAAGUAUGCCAGUUUACUGACGGGGUCCCUCUCAGCCAUCGUUCAAACUACCAUCAACCAUCAGAAAAUCGCUGAAGGAGUGGCCGAUACACUGGACGAUCUGAGACAUUGUAUUCAUUUCUGGAACCGGCAAAUGACGGAGCAUGGAGAGAUUCCAUCUCUUCGUCAGUACAUACAAGAGCUUUACGUGAUAGUAUUCGAGUUCUUCACCGAGGUCUUCAACAAAUGGUCCAAGUCUGGCUAG